AUGUCGGCCCCUCCAUCCCCCAAACCAUCUUUUGAGUCCGAGGAUCGUCCCGAGUCGAGGGCAAGUAUGUCACAGCCGGCGGGAUCCAACCAGAGUCCCGGAGGAAUCACGUUCGAGGAUGAGCCGAGAGCACGCAGCCCGCGCAGGAAGUCUAUUCAGUUCAAUGUUGGUUCGGCGGAGGCGCAGCUGCCCACUCGUUCGCUGAGUUUCAAAGAUAAGCGGAGGUCUCAGGGUGAGAGUGGGUUGGCUAAAGAUUUGGAUGCUGUGGAGAGAGAGAAAGAACAGGAGAAGGAGCAAAGGCCUUUGUCUGUUAGUCGGGGGUUAUCUCCCCCACCACCUCAGACUUACGAGCGCGGUGUCUCGUUCGAUACCUUUGACAAUCGUGAUGCGGCGGAUUUCUCCUUAACUCUCAAUUACAAGCAUAAGGGGUACCAGAGUACACGACGGAGCAGGACCUUCUUGUGUGGGACAGACCAGAAUGACUACUCGGAGUUUGCGCUGGAGUGGUUGCUGGAUGAACUAGUCGACGACGGGGAUGAGAUUGUUUGUCUUCGUGCGGUUGAGAAGGAUUCGCGUAUGGCCAGCGAUGCUGCCAUUGAAGAGGGAAAAUACCGCAAAGAGGCAGAGAGACUAUUUGAAUCGGUUAUUCAAAAGAACAGCCAAGAUGAGAAAGCAAUCAGCUUGGUCCUGGAGCUGGCCGUUGGCAAAGUGGAAGACAUUAUCCAACGCAUGAUUCGCAUCUACGAACCUGCCAUGCUGGUCGUUGGUACGCGUGGUCGUAAUUUGAAAGGAGUCCACAGUUUACUUCCUGGAUCAGUGUCCAAGUACUGUCUACAACAAUCACCUAUUCCAGUCAUCGUUGUCCGCCCAUCCCCCAAGCGCGAGAAGAAAAAGAAGAAGCGCCGCGCAGACCCCACGCGACGAAGCUAUAAUCAUAUAUUGGAAUUAAGUGAAAAGCGUGGCGGCCGCAUCUUUGACGCUAGCUCCAGCACGGAGAGCUCCAUCUCCAAAUUACCCGAUGAGGAAGCCAAGGUUGCGGAGGCACUCGGAUUACCUGCCUCAUAUUCCCAUGGUAACUCGCGAAGCUCUCUCUCCGUCUCUGAACGUAGUAGUAUGAGCCAUGAGGAUUCAGAUCACUCACCGCUUCCAUACUCUCUCGACUCCGUCCUGAUGAAGAGUCCAAUGAACGGCAGCCCGGCUAGCUCAGAAGAGAGCAUUGUUGCAACAGAGGAAGCAACGAGAGCGCCAUCUCCUUAUCCUCGAGAUGAAGCCGCGUCCCCAGCUCCAGCUUCAGAACCUGAAUCGAAUUACUCAGAUGAAUCAACUCCCACAGAGAAAGAAAGGGAAAAUGCAAUGGAAACGACCAUAUCUAGCCCAGAGUCGGCUGCAGAGGAUCAACCAAUUAACUCGCCAAAUGCCAAAGUCUCAAUUCCUGUCAUUGAAGUCUCUGGCGAUGGCGACAAUGACGAUCACAAUGACAACGAGGGAGACAAUAGCGAUCAAGAAAAGAAAACCGGCGACGGCCAAUAA
Penicillium angulare is the source of this 1530-nucleotide messenger RNA. Its product is annotated as universal stress protein. The transcript is spliced from 3 exons. Lineage: Eukaryota; Fungi; Ascomycota; Eurotiomycetes; Eurotiales; Aspergillaceae. The record is from RefSeq and is a predicted model, not a curated record. The coding region runs from base 1 to 1530 and encodes 509 amino acids.